AUGAAUGACAUGGUGCCGUCACCAGCCAUCGCUUCCGACGUAGCGCGUUCUGUGCAGCAAUGGUUCGAGAGCAACUCGCAAUGCCAGAAGAAAGUUCUCCCCUCAGAGUGGACGGUCCUCGCAGGCAUCGUAUUGUGCUCCCCAUUUUCAGAGCCCAACGAUAAACUCCGCGUUCUAGCAGUAGCUACGGGCAACAAAUGCCUCGGUCGACGCGACCUGAACGCCGAUGGCCUCGUAGUCAACGAUUGCCACGCUGAAGUGCUGGCCAGACGAGCGCUCCUCCGCUAUUUGUACGCCGAGGCGCUCUCUUGGCAGGAAAACGGGCUGGAGCUAAGUGAGCAUUCGAUCUUCGAGCGACAUUCAACGUCGCGUCGUCUAGUACUUAAGCCACAGCAUUCGCUGCAUCUCUUCAUCAGCGAAGCGCCCUGUGGCGACGCCGCCAUCUACGAACUGCGUCACGAUGUUGUCGAUGAAUUAGUGCAUCAACGCGAAGCCAAGACUGGACAGGCGGGUCAGAGAGAGCGGAGUGCGUUACGUCUGACAGGAGCCAAAGCGCACAGCAAGCGACCGAGAGAUCAAGACACUGAUGACUUGCAGCCAGACAAGAAAUUCGCACAAGCAGUUGGCAUUGCGCGUGUGAAGUCUGGACGAUCCGAUCUACCGCUGGAGAAGCAGACGUUGUCCAUGAGUUGCUCUGAUAAACUGGCCAAGUGGAACGCACUAGGACUGCAAGGCUCGCUGCUGUUGCAGUGGAAGCACUGUCAGUGA
Molecule: messenger RNA, 768 nt
Organism: Phytophthora infestans T30-4
Lineage: Eukaryota; Oomycota; Peronosporomycetes; Peronosporales; Peronosporaceae
Product: tRNA-specific adenosine deaminase, putative
Exons: 2
Coding region: 1-768 (255 amino acids)
Biological process (GO): RNA processing
Molecular function (GO): adenosine deaminase activity; RNA binding
Source: RefSeq, a predicted model, not a curated record